AUGCAUGUCGCCCAGAGCACAGCGCCUACCGGCGAUGUCUCCGAGAACCGACAUGCGGCCAUCUUUGGCGUGGGCAUUGGGUUCAUCGUCUUUGACUCAAUUGUCAUUGGACUGCGCAUCUACGCACGCGCGUUUAUGCUGCGCGCUGUGGGGACGGAUGAUAUUUUGAUGAUAGUUGGCGCGAUACUCAAUUUCGGAUUGUCGGUGACGAUCAUGAUCGGAUCGAAGUACGGAAUCGGAAAGCACGCCCUCGCCAUAUCAGAAAGCGACACCGUGCCAAUGCUGAAGUGCAUUUGGGUCACCCGUCUUCUCUACACACUCUCCAUGGGCCUGGUCAAAAUGUCCCUGCUGUGGUUCUAUCUGCGACUCGAUCCCCGCAAGUUCAUGCGCUGGGCCGUGUUCUUCGUCAUGUUCAUCAACGCCGGACUAUCGCUAGCCAGCUUCAUCGGUGCCCUGGCGGGCUGCAGCCCUCCAUCUCUGUUCUGGACUGAUCCAACCUCGAGUGGCUGCAUGCCCAUGGGGCCACAGCAACGCUUCUAUGAGGUCAACGGUGUCCUGAAUAUAGUGACGGAUAUCCUGACAUACCUUCUACCUGUCCCGAUGCUGUACGGCCUACAGUUGACAUGGCGCAAGAAGGGGGCUAUUCUCGGGAUCUUCGGGCUGGGCAUACUGUCUAUUGCGGCGGCCUGCGUUCGCUAUGACUUUGUAAAGAAGCUAUCCACCGCCAGCGAAGACUAUUACCUCCUCUUAGCCGACUCCCUGAACUGGUGCACGAUCGAGGCGUACGUCGCCAUCUUCUGCGGCUGCGCCCCCUCACUCUCCGUCCUAAUCAAAGCCCACGCCCCAUAUCUAUUCGGUUCCAGCGCUGCGAAGUACCCAAACAGCGCCCAGACACCCGGCGCAAGCUACCAACACCAGCACCGACAGCGACGAAACCCCCUGAAAAGUAGUCGGCGUCAGGGACUCGGCGAUACGACACUUGGUAGCCAGGACGCCAUUGUCGAUGGACACGAUCAUAGCCAGGAUGGGAUCAUGAUGAAGACGGAUAUCCAGAUGGAUGUGGCGCCGCGGGAGUCGACGGAGGAUGUGAAUUAUAGAAGCGAGUACUAUGAUUUCGCGAGGCGAAGAUGA
Messenger RNA from Aspergillus mulundensis, 1131 nucleotides. RefSeq lists its product as uncharacterized. The coding region runs from base 1 to 1131 and encodes 376 amino acids. The record is from RefSeq and is a predicted model, not a curated record. The transcript has 6 exons. NCBI's taxonomy places the organism in Eukaryota, Fungi, Ascomycota, Eurotiomycetes, Eurotiales, Aspergillaceae.